CAGCGUAGUCCCCUAGGCAACACAGGGUGGUUUGAUCCGGUCCUCUGCAUCGCCCCCACCCCCUUCUGAUAGGCAGCGUAGUCGUGCUUGAAGGGCCCGCCUUCAGGUCACGUGGGUGCCUUUACCCGCGAGAGGUUUGUACUUGGAAGCGGGGGUUUGGGGCUGCAGCUUUGUCCUUCGGGUCUGCGUCGCCACCCUAUCCUACCAGCGCCCCAGCCCCACAUUGCAUCUGCCGCCGGAGGUCCCCACCAUGGCUCCUAUCGGAAGAAAGCGGAAGGCCGCGCCGGCAGAGACUGUGGACAAGCGCGAGAAACUGGCGGAGGGCCCGGCGGUGGUCAUUGAGCACUGCACGAGCUGACGCGUCUACGGGCGCCACGCUGCUGCCCUGAGCCAGGCUCUGCAGCUGGAGGCCCCAGAGCUGCCUGUGCAGGUGAACCCCUCCAAGCCGCGGAGGGGCAGCUUCGAGGUGACGCUGCUGCGCGCGGACAACAGCCGUGCUGAACUCUGGACCGGUAUAAAGAAGGGCCCGCCACGAAAGCUCAAAUUUCCUGAGCCUCAAGAGGUGGUUAAAGAAUUGAAGAAGUACCUUUCCUAAGAUCGUUGUGCAGGGAGCCCCCAUGCUGAGCUUUUGGUUCCUGUCCUGGAACUAGCUCUUGUAGACCAGGCUGGCCUCGAACUCAGAGAUCCGCCUGCCUCACCCGCCUGUGCAGGGAUUAAAGGCGUGCCGCCACCACUGCCCGGCAGGUGACUAUUUUAAUUCCAUGACUCUUGCAAAUGUUACUGGUUCGACAGUGUGACGUGUCAGUUUCUGUAGUUAAGGUCUCUCCAGAAUCUUUGCUGUUACUUAGCUUUACAUGCACUUUUUCUGGUUUUUGUAAUAGUCUGUGUGAUAAGGUAGCAUUCCCCCCCCACACUCCCUUAUUAGCUAUGUGGACUUAUUUUGUCCCUAGUGCUUCAUACUGUGCUUUGGCAUGUUUUCUGCACUUGAAUGUUGGGUGCACUCUGGAUUUGGGGUUUUUGUGUGGCUAACCAUAGCUGGGACUGUG
Messenger RNA from Alexandromys fortis (reed vole), 1046 nucleotides. RefSeq names its product selenoprotein H (gene Selenoh). Gene Ontology annotation, cellular component: Golgi apparatus. The record is from RefSeq and is a predicted model, not a curated record. Lineage: Eukaryota; Metazoa; Chordata; Mammalia; Rodentia; Cricetidae. The transcript has 4 exons.